GUUUUCCAACCGGACUUUUUACACUGUGGCACGCUGGCCAAACUUCAAACACACUGGCACAUGCUGCUCCGUCAGGUCGCGGUUAACGAGCUGGUAUUUUGAUCCUUUAGAUAAGUUAAAUAAUUAAGAUGUCGGAAGCGUCAGACAGAGAGGACGCGUCAGAGAAACCUCCACCUCCGAACUGGAUCCUCCAGCAUCCGACCUAUCACCUGAUGGAGAAGCUGGAGGUUGGGGACAGUGAACAAGUCCACGCAGCUUUCCUUGUGUACAUGGAUCUAUCUGAGGUGCGUCAGUGGAAAGAGGUGUCUUGUGUCAAGAGUCCUGAGCUGCAGGUGAUUUUGCUGGAAGGGAGGGAGAAGGAAGGAGCACCAGUCCAGACGAUUCUUCCACUUCCUGUUCAUCGAUCUGUUAGCCACAAAAGCAUACGUCACGUACUAGACAGAGGCUUCCCCAUGCUGUUGUGUGCUGUAGCUUCCGACUCCACCCUGGUCUACCAGAGGAUGACUGAUGGGUUGGUGACACCUGAUCCCCCGGUAGGUCCUUUUCAGGAUGUGGGACGCCGGCAGCACCGGAAGAGACGGCAGCAGCGCUGAGUGGCUGGAGCGAGAAGAUGCCUUGGUGUUGUUGUUAAACCACACAAGAGCAGAUUUGGUCUUUCUGUCUGUGUUAGCUGCUAAAAAGUCAAAGGUGUACCGAUAACAUGGCAGCAGGUGCAAAUGCACCAAACCACAGAGCCCUUAUAGGUGCUGGAUGUGGCUAUGGGGCCGGUUAGAAACGUCUGGUUUCUAAACUCUUUGGCAUGUGACCUCUUAAAACUGUUGACCUAUUGGAAAAGGUUGCAUGUGUCCAUAAGCUUUGAACAGGUAAACCAAAGAGUGAGUUUUAUUUGAAACUGCCAUGUUUGAGAAAUCUGUUGUAUGCAUGCACACUUCAGGGCGAUCAGGGAUGUGUUCACACAGUAUGUGGUCACAUGCGUUCCUCAAAACCUUUGAACAGGUCCUGAUGAGUUAGAUUCAAGGCUAUCCACAAAAUAUUUUGAGUACAUUACUAAUAGAGCCUGCAUGGAUUAUUGAGGCUGACAGGGCUGUUGGCAAUAUAUGACUAUAUAUGGAAGAUAUUUAAUUUAAUUAUGAAGACAAAACAAACAUUUUUGAUAAGGAUCCCUAAAUUUAUGCCUGUAAAUGACUCCCAUUCACUUUUGCGCCUAAUAAAUGUAAAGUUUGUCAUCAACCA
Larimichthys crocea (large yellow croaker) is the source of this 1233-nucleotide messenger RNA. RefSeq names its product TSEN15 tRNA splicing endonuclease subunit (gene tsen15). Gene Ontology annotation, molecular function: nucleic acid binding. The coding region runs from base 129 to 593 and encodes 154 amino acids. Lineage: Eukaryota; Metazoa; Chordata; Actinopteri; Sciaenidae. The transcript has 4 exons. Gene Ontology annotation, biological process: tRNA splicing, via endonucleolytic cleavage and ligation. The record is from RefSeq and is a predicted model, not a curated record.